Messenger RNA from Rangifer tarandus platyrhynchus (Svalbard reindeer), 345 nucleotides. The record is from the annotation of a GenBank genome assembly. NCBI's taxonomy places the organism in Eukaryota, Metazoa, Chordata, Mammalia, Artiodactyla, Cervidae.
AUGAGCCAUGCCUGCCUGCACAGGAUGUUGGAAGGGGUGGCACCUGUGUGUGUCACUCAAAACAAGGGGACGGGCUCAGGUUCUCCCCUUGUCAAGACUCAUCAUUUGCUAGCGGGGAUCCUCAGCUCUCUCUCUGGAGAUGGAGAGCUAGGGCCUCAGGGGUGCACACCAGAGCUGGUCCUUGAGGAGGGAGUGAGUGUUGCUCUAGUCAGCACUACUCAGAUUCAAGAGUGUGAAGGCUUUGAUUUCACCAAGAUUCACUUUACGGGAAGACAGGUGAGAAAAGGGUAUUCAAUGAGGUUCAAAGUUCAUAACCUAAGCCUCUCCCAGCUUCCCACAGCCUGA